Molecule: messenger RNA, 1716 nt
Organism: Zasmidium cellare ATCC 36951
Lineage: Eukaryota; Fungi; Ascomycota; Dothideomycetes; Mycosphaerellales; Mycosphaerellaceae
Exons: 2
Coding region: 1-1716 (571 amino acids)
Source: RefSeq, a predicted model, not a curated record
AUGCCACCAAAGAAGACAAAUACUGCCAACGCAGCGCCGAGACUGGUGAGGCAGCCCAGGAAGAAGUCCACCGCAGUCGACCCUCCACAUCAACCAUCUCAGCCUGCCACCCUGCCUCAGCAAGAACAAGAGCAAGAUUUCGCCGAGAUGUCCAAAAAAGAAGGGAAGAAGCCUGUUCGAGACAAACCACCAACCCGUUCGACCGCUCGUCAAGCUCCGCCAGUUCCUGCCAAUCAACCAAAUCCACCAGCUCAGCCAGCUCAUUCAACUCGUGGCAGAGACCAGCAGGCUCCUCCCCCAAACCCAGCGGACAAGCUCCAACGCAUGCCACUCGUGAACAUCCGAGGCAAUCUCAAGCUCGAUGGCGUCUGGAAUUUGCGGUGCUACGAGUACAAGUACGUCACGGAGUGCCUGCAGUUGCAUCGUUUCCCGACGGACUCCACGCCUGCCACCAAGGCAAGUCGGCCAGAGCAUGAUGCACAGAACGAGUCCAAUCAGAUUAUCAAGAGAGGUGGAAUUCUGACCACGAAGUCUACGGGUGGAGAUUCAGGGGUAGGCAGCAGUGCUGGAGGCGCUCAGGAUGUGAGCAAUGCGCGGGACGCUCGUUCUGAACAUGACGAGGUAGAAGUGCUGGGCGGAUUUGAUGAUGGGCAGGAGAUCGUCUCGGCUGAGGAGGAUGUAGAGAGCCAGCCUGACGAACGAGUGGAUGAGCCUGAGGAUGAAGACGGCAACGAGUACGUUAUAGAGACGGCUGGAAUCAAGCCUGAUCGUGGUCCAACUUCUGGAAGACCGCAGGCACCACCACCUGCAGUAUCCCAAGAGAGCUCGAGCAGACAGGUUGAGAACGUAAGUAUCGCAGAUGGCGAUGUUGGCGCUGUGGCGGAUGACCAAGAUCUUAUCCCCAAGGUCGAAAACGAGUCUGAGGAAGGAGAGGUUGCCGACGACGGAGAGUCAAUUGCUUCGGCCAAGACUGAGGCUGUUCAGCCUGCUACUCCAGAUGAAGAAGAAGAGGAUGCACUGAGUAGUCCAGAGGCCGUCAACUCACGAUUGAGCCGCAUCGAUGAGGAGGAUGAGGUCAUGGAGGACGACGAGUCCGAGGGUGAUGCUGUGUUGAAGCAGCCCAGCAUUGAAUCGAUUCCUCCGCCAUCCGAGCCUCAGAGACAGCCGAAGUCGUCGAGUCAGGCUGUUAACACCGGAAAAAAGAGAGAUCCGGAGUUCAGCAAUUUGCUCAAUGGGGCCUUUGGUUCUAGGCAUCCACUGAACAAAGCCAAAGCACCGCAGGGUGCUGCUACGCCAGAUCAGGAGAGUCCCGAAGCAGACCCAGAGUCGACGGGUCGAAGAGCCACCAAGAGUCGAACCAAGAGCCCAAGUCCCUCGAAGAGACGACGUUCCACCUUCGAGAGUGCGAAAACUCCGAGUGAUGAUGGCAGGGAAGGCUCUGAACCCUCGGGCGUGCACGCCAGUUUCGUCGGCAAACACAUCGCCGCACAGUUGAAUUUGCCAAAACUGCGUUGGACAUCCGAGGAAAUGGCGCCGGACACGACGGCUCGAGUCAAGACCGAGGGUGAGGAGGAAGGUGAGAGAAGUGCGGAUGAGCCAUUGGAGGAGUCUCCGAAGAAGAAGGCGAAGAAGUCAGAGGGGCCGACAGCCAGGGGUCGAGGAGGUCGAGGUGGACGAGGUGGACGGGGAGGGAAAGGAAAAGGUCGGGCAAAGUGA